Molecule: messenger RNA, 726 nt
Organism: Diaporthe citri
Lineage: Eukaryota; Fungi; Ascomycota; Sordariomycetes; Diaporthales; Diaporthaceae
Exons: 1
Coding region: 1-726 (241 amino acids)
Source: RefSeq, a predicted model, not a curated record
AUGGAAGCCAUACGGAGCUUGGUUCGAUCAAUGUGGGGAGUCGAACUGGACGACGAUACCGAGAGAAAAUACAGAACAUGCCUUCGAUUUUGUCUUGUCCAUGGUCUGGAUCCGAUCGAGGAAAUUGAGUUUGUUAUUGGGCUGCUCAAAAAGAAUGCCGAAGCCCCUAAGCGCGUGCUCAAGGAGGCCUUGGAACAGAUUCGAAAAGAACUUGCAGGAGGAGAUACAACGGAGCAGCAGCUCAAUAGCAUCACUUCGAUGAGUGGGGUAGCCAUUCCUUCAGUAACUCAAAGCGUCAGGGACAGCACUCUCUGUCCAACGUUCGAUACCAACCGCGCUCUUGCCAAAGCCGCCCUCAUCAUGCUGGCGACGGAACUAGCCAUGGAUUCGAAUGAAGUCUCCGGGCAUUCUCUUACGGUUUGGAACGAUUCAGAAUCUUUGCGAAGUAUCAUAGAGUCCACUCUACCGAGACUUCGAGCCUCCACACAACCGGCGUAUUCCUCGCAAUCGCCCGCCUCGUCUCAGAUUCACCCGACCAAGCUCCGUGUCAAGUAUCUUGUUGAUUAUGCCGAUGUGGGGAUAAUCUGGACGAGACAUCUUCCCGAUCACCUCGAGCUGGAGGGAAAGAAAUCGAGGAUCUUCGAGGUUGCGUCGUACCUUGAGCUCUCAAGAACUGCAAUGAACGAUGAAGCAGGGGUCGGGCUAGCAGACUGCUUGAAACGGUGA